UCUUCAAAAUCACAUGAUCUUUUGUCGUUUCUCCUAAAAACUCCCCCAUCUUCCUCCGUGAAAAUCAAAUCCCUAGUUCUUUCACCCUACCCUCCCUCGUAAUUUCUCCCCGUUAUCGAUCUCAUUAUCUUAACCGCCUUCCGCCUCCACUCACCUCUAAUCUUCGCCGUGAGAUGUCCCGCCGCCUUCACUCCUAUUCCGCGCAAUUAAGGUUUCCACCGUCAUUUUUGUCGGGUUUUUUUUUUCAAGAAUCGACAUUAUAUACCGUGAAAGAUUCGAUUUUAGGGUUUUCAUAUUGAAUGUUGAUUUGAGAUUGGUGUUUCGUUUUUUAUUCGGAGGGUUUAAAAUUUUUCUGGUUAGGAUUUUUUUUUAAUAUUGAGUUCUCGUAGUUGUGCUCCGAUGAUGCCGCGUAGUUCAAGGCACAAAUCUAACAAGCAUAGUUCUAGGGAUGCUAGGGACUACUCGGAUUCGGAUAGAGAUACGUGCUUAAAGGAGAAGGAAAAAAAGACUAAGGAGGAGAGCAAACCUGGAUCCGGUGAUAAGAGAAAGCUCGACUCCAAGGACACUUGGUUUUCGGGGAAUGGAGAUUACGCGGAGGAGUAUAGUUCCUUAAAACGCCGCAAUGAAAAAGUGGAUGUUGGAGCAAGCGACAGGUGGAAUGACGGUGAAGACGAUGAUAAAGGAGAGAAGAAGUCUAGGGGUUCAAGUGAAUCCAAGAGUAAGAAACAAGAGGAUGCCGAAGGAGAUGAUACAAAGAGGAUUAGAAGUGAGGGGAAAUAUAGAGAAUCGAGUAGAAAGGAGGAAAGGGAAAAAGAAAAGAAAGGUAAAGAAGGAAAGAGUGAUAGGCCGAUUGAGGCUGAUGAAAACCGCCCUGUGAAGCGAUCCGCUGAAAGAACUGAUUUGGAUGUACCAGAUCGGUUGCGAAGUCCUGAAUCAGAGAGCCAGCUUGAGAGACGAUUUAGGAAAAGGAGAGAUGCUUCUGGUGACGGGGAUAAGCGUCUGGAAGAUAAUGGAGAUAACUUGGACAAGCAGUUGUCUUUGAACAAUGAUAGUGACAAAGAUGGCAGAGCAAAAGAUGAGAAGCAUAAGGAUGAAAGAUACAAGGACAAGUAUCAAGAGGUCAUGGACUAUGAAGACAAGUGGCAAGAUGAUAAAUUGAAAGAUGAUCGACCAGCAAGUGAUCACGCUAAUUGUAAGUCUAGUGAGAAGCUUUUAAGGGAUGGAAAAGAUGAUGUGAAAGUUCGACAGAAGAAGUCCAAGGCUCAAGAUAGUGACUUUGAUAGAGACCAUGACUGUGAUCAUUAUAGGGAGCGGGAGCGCGAUCGAAGGCGUGAACGUUAUCGUGAUCUUGAUCGUGACUAUUAUCGAGAACGUGACCACAGCCGUGAUCAUGAUCGUGAUUAUGAUUCCCCAUUGGAUCGUGACCGAGAUCUUGAUCGAGAACGUGAACGUGAUCGCCGUUAUAGUGAUCGGGACAACGAUAGAGAUCUUGACCGUGAUGAGUUACAUGAUGAACGGAGGAGUGCUAGAUACAAAGAUAGUAAGGGAAGGAAGCGAUCUCCUGAUGAUCGAGAUGCCGGUAAUGAUACAAAAUAUAGGGGUGCCAGAGUACACUAUUCUGACAUAGAAAAUAAAUCGACUUCUGGUAGAGUUGAGGUAGAUGCUGAUAGGGGAAGGUCUCAGUCACGCCCAGCCAAUUUAGAUGCAGUUAUGGGUAGCAACAGAAGGAGGGCUUCUCCCAGCUCAAGGUCCCAUGGUGGGACUGAUGAGUAUAGACAUUUGAAACAAGACAAUUUGAAUUGUAGAGAUCUGAUGACAGAGCAGAGGUCCAAAGCAGCUUCAUCAAGAGAGGUAACUAGUUUUUCUGAAACAUCUGAGAGGGGUGCCAAGUACAGAUCCACAGAGAAAUCAAGUAGGGUGGAAGAGGGCCAUUCUGGGGAGUUCGAGAGGUCCUCAAGUUUAAAAGCUUCCCCAAUGAGUAUGAUGGAAAAAUCCCCUUCAACAAGUCUCGAGUGUAGAUAUACGAGUAGAAGUGGUGUUAGGCGGGGUCUUGAUAUAGAGGAGACAGGAUGGAGCAAUGCCUCCAUUGGUGGCAGAGAAGAGGAUAAUAGACUUACUCGAGACUUGCCUCCUGAGAAGCCUCUUUUGGAUGGAUCCUCUCAGUCAGAUUUUGUGUUUUAUAAUAGAGCUGGUCAGGGCAACUCGUCUCUGAAUUCUCAUCCACCUGGUUUAAGAUCUGGAGUUGUUAGUCCUUUCAUGGGUUCUCUAGAAGAAGAUAUUAGAUUUAGUAAUAGUGGCCGUUACAAGAGGGGUGAUCUGAAUGUUAGGAGAGGCCAUGCAAAUGCUUGGAGGGGUGCCCCAAACUGGCCACCACCUGUUCCAAAUAGUUUCAUCCCAUUCCAACCUGGGCCACCCCAUGGUGGUUUUCAAAUGAUGCCACAGUUUCCUUCCCCAUCUCUGUUUAAUGUUAGACCCUCAAUGGAUGUUAAUCACUCUGGAAUUCCAUAUCAUAUACCUGAUUCAGAAAGGUUUAACAAUCAUAUGCGUCCAAUGGGAUGGCAGAACACGAUGGAUGGUUCUGCUCCUGCCCAUUUUCAUGGUUGGGAUGGUCACAAUGUUACUUAUAGGGAAGAAGGGCACAUUUUCGGGGGUCUUGAAUGGGACCAGAAUAGGCAUCCAGUGAAUGGUCGCGGAUGGGACACCAAUUCAGAUGUGUGGAAAGGACAAAAUGCUGAUUUUGACUUGGCCUCAACAUCUCAGAAAGAGGACCAUCCUCUGAGGACCCCUCUUGAUGAUGUUUAUGAUGGACAGGAAUGUCAGAGGUCUCAAUAUGAGAAUGGCGGUAACAGUGUUCAGGUGAAAGAUCUUGAAAUAAGACCUGCCGUCAUGUCACCAGUUAAAGAAUCUUUUAGUAUUUCACCUGAGAUUCCACACAAGGCACCUGAUUCUUCAAAAAUAUCAAGUGAAGAUGUUGAUGCUCGCUAUUGUCAGGUUUAUCUUUCUAAGAUUGACAUUUCAGAAGAAUUAGCUGGUCCUGAUUUAUAUGACCAAUGCAUGGGUAUUUUGAGUGUGGAGCAGAGUAAAGAUUUUGAUAAAGAUGUAAAAAUGCUUGUGAAUUUGAAGAAUGGUGCACGUCCAGUGCAAAAGGCUUCCAUUGCUGUGCUUAGCCCUUCACUCAUUCCUGCAACUAAUGCUGCUGUUUUUCAGAAAGCCAUGGACAUUUACAAGAAACGCAGUUUACAAGUGGGUGUCAUCCCAAAUGUAAAUGGUGGAACUUUAGCAUUUACUUCUGCGUCCAAGGAGAAGGGGAAGGAGCAAAGCUCUGAUCAUGUUGUUGAUGGAGCAGAGGAGCCAGUUUUGAUGCCUGAUGCAGAAAUAGUGGAUUCAGCUAUGGAAGAUUCAGAUCAGCAGAAAGGGAAAUCUGUUCCGGCCACUACUUUUUACGAGAAUAUGGAACAGCUAGCUUCAAUUCAAAGGAGUGAGUUACCGAAUCAUCCGGAUAGCUACAAUCUUGGGAAAUCAGACCAACCAAAUACUGAUUUUGUCCACAUGAAUGCUGAGGUGCCUGAACCAGUUUUGAAUGGCAAUAAAGCAGAAGAGACAGAGACUGAGCAGCAAAUGAAUUCACUUGAUAAUGCACCAGAGGCUGUAUACUGCGCCGAGGAAAGACAUAGUGUUGGUAGAGCAGUUAGUUGUCCUUUAAAUGAUUCUCCCAAGGAAUCAGAGAGUCAAAUUCCUGGGUCGAAUGAGUCUGGGUCUGAGUCCGUAAUUUUAAGUCGGAUACAUCAUUCUCCUGAAAAUACACAUUGAGGCCAUUUCUAUAUCAUUCUUCUUCUAUU
Molecule: messenger RNA, 3839 nt
Organism: Hibiscus syriacus
Lineage: Eukaryota; Viridiplantae; Streptophyta; Magnoliopsida; Malvales; Malvaceae
Product: zinc finger CCCH domain-containing protein 13-like
Exons: 5
Coding region: 400-3810 (1136 amino acids)
Source: RefSeq, a predicted model, not a curated record